GGAGAACAUUGCAAAAAGAAGAAGAGAAACCUAUACACUACAAUUAGCUAUAUACAUAUAUGUGUGUAUAUAUAUAUUGCUACAGAGAGAGAGAGAGAGAUCAUUAAAUAAUUGAGUAGUAGUGUGUAAAGGAGUGUAUAAAUAGUACUACUUAUUCUGAUAUAUAUAGUUUUACAUAUAUAUAUAAAAAGUGUUAAUAAUGGUGGUAGUAAAGAUAGCAGCGGCUGAGGAAUCAGCAGCAAGAGUUGAGGAAGGAGUAAUGGUGAUAAGAGAGUAUGAUGAGGAGAGAGAUAAGGUGGCGGUGGAGGAGCUUGAGCGCCGCUGUGAAGUUGGUGGCGGCCGCCGUGGUAAGCCUUCGCUUGUCACUGACCUCAUGGGCGACCCUAUUUGUCGUGUCCGACAUUUCCCAACUCACAUCAUGCUGGUAGCAGAGUACGGAGAAGAGAAUGAGAUUGUGGGCGUAGUAAGGGGUUGCGUCAAAAACGCCACAAGAGGGAGUUCGCUUUAUGUAAAGUUGGCAUAUAUUUUGGGCCUAAGAGUCUCUCCCACGCACAGGAGACUUGGUAUUGGUACUAAAUUGGUGGAACAACUAGAAAAGUGGUGCAAAGAAAAGGGGGCGGAGUACGCGUACAUGGCCACGGACUGCACCAACGAGCCCUCUAUCAAUCUAUUCACAAAGAAAUGUGACUACACCAAGUUUCGUACCCCAACCAUGUUGGUGCAGCCAGUUCAUGCUCAUUCCAAGCCCAUACCCUUAAGCAUCGCCAUUAUUCGAGUUCCGCAGAAGCUCGCCGCCUCUAUGUACUGCCAAAUCUUCGCCAAUUCGGAGUUCUUCCCCAAAGACAUAGACGCCAUUUUAGCAAGCAAACUCAACUUGGGAACUUUCAUGGCCGUACCAAAGAAUUCCCUCCCCAAAUGGGACCCCAGGAAGACGAUGUUUCCCCCUAGUUUCGCGUUACUAAGCGUUUGGAACACUAAGGAAGUGUUCAAGUUACAGCUGAAAGGUGUCUCGGCUUUAACGUACGCAUGCUGCGAAGGAAGUAGGGUUUUGGAUGCAUGGAUGCCAUGGCUGAGGUUGCCUUCGUUCCCAGAUGUGUUUAGGCAGUUUGGUGUGUAUUUCAUGUACGGACUCCACAUGGAGGGAAAGCAAGGGGUGAGGCUCAUGAGGUCUCUAUGUACCUUUGCCUAUAACAUGGCUAGGGACGACGGUGGAUGUGGCGCCGUGGUGGCCGAGGUGAGCCAGAGGGACCCUGUUAGAGUGGCCAUUCCUCACUGGAGGAAGUUCUCUUUGGCCGAAGACCUUUGGUGUAUCAAGAAACUUGCAACGCUGCAUGGAGCUCGAGAGAAAGAGACUAGUACUACUACUGCGAUGGCCGAGAGAUUUGAGCCGUCUGAUUGGACUAGUUCUCGAUCAUCUUCGCCAGUGAUCUUUGUUGACCCCCGUGACUUUUAAUAUAAUAAUAAUAAUAUUAAUUUAGAUUUCAUCGUCACCAUGAUGUGUAUUUCUUACGUACACACACAAAAGCCAGGGAUAAACAAAUGUGAUCACUUGGUCUGGUAGAGUUUCAAUCUUGUACAUUUCUCCAUUUGUAAGAUGUGAUCGAUCUCAGCUUAAUUUAGAUCCAAGAUUAAUGAAAUCUACUCUCUUCAGGACCA
Messenger RNA from Humulus lupulus (European hop), 1656 nucleotides. RefSeq names its product probable N-acetyltransferase HLS1. Lineage: Eukaryota; Viridiplantae; Streptophyta; Magnoliopsida; Rosales; Cannabaceae. The transcript is spliced from 3 exons. Gene Ontology annotation, molecular function: acyltransferase activity, transferring groups other than amino-acyl groups. The coding region runs from base 200 to 1453 and encodes 417 amino acids. The record is from RefSeq and is a predicted model, not a curated record.